GCCAUCUGAAAGACAUGAGGUCUUUCGAAGACAAGGAGCGUCAUGAAUUUCGGAUCGACGCGGCGCAUGAGCUGAGGUGCGGGAGCGGGGACUCCGCCGUCAGGUUUUGCGGCUCCUGCGAAGCCUGCAGGUUCAACUCCCGGCUGUCCGCGGCCACCCGCUGGUUCACCCGAGCCGGGGACGCCUCCAAGAGAAGGUUCCUUACGGGGCUCAUCCUCCGCUGCCAGAGCCUGGACCUCCUGGUGAACACCCAGAAGGUUCUGCAGGUGACCCUGGGGAAAGAUUUCACCUACUCCCGGUCCCGGGCGGCUCCCAGCCUGGACCAGGACUCCACCACCUGGAGCGCCGACCGCGCUCUGGACUCCCGGCUCCUCGGCAGGGAGAUGCUGGAGACGUGGGAAUGGUUCGCGGGCGGCAAAUACUGGACCAAGGCGAAGUUCAUCCUGGCGCUCCUGGCGCUGUGCGAUGCGGAUCUGGUGCAUGUGCUGGGCAACCUUGUUCGGGUGCUUGUCGUGAGAGGGAAAAGGGAAUCUUCUUCCAGACAGUGCGACCGCGGAAAGUCAGUCCUGGAAGACCUGGAGGAUGAUUCCUCUUCAAUCCCAGAAUCCCAUUACUCUUUCAGGUCCGAGGAUCAUCCCGAGCUGGAGCUCCUGAUCCAGGCCAGUUCGGGUUACGAGCCCGUCACCAUGGAAACACACACCAGCGUCUGGGCCUUGGCUCCUGUGGAGACCCUGGAAGACAGAGACCCAGAGCCUUCUGAGAGCGGGCCGCUGGAGCAGAGUCCCUGCACAGGAGAGGAGGAGGAGAGUCACAGCCCUGGCCGUUUCCUGGAGAGUGAUGAGGACCAGUCAGUAUCGUCGGAUGAUCCUGCUCUCGUGACCCUCCCCAGCUCCUCCCAGUCGCUGUCGGGGGUCGGCCACUACAGGGACUUCAUCCGCAGGCUCCCUGUCCACCUGGCCAAGCACAUCCUCGGGCUUCUGGAUAACAAUUCUCUGGUGAAUUGCCUGUUUGUGUCUCAGCACUGGCGAUAUCUUGCAGAAGAAAUACAGAAAGAGGUGCUUGUCCGUAGGACAGUGGAGAAUCAAGCCAUGAUCCUGCAGGGCACGUCUUCGUCAGGGGUCAGCCCUGUCUAUGCUAAAAUCCGGGAUAUCCCUGUUCCAAUGACACAGGAAGAAAAGCUCACCAUGCCUUUUCAAGACAGUAGUAAUAAAAUGAAACCAAAGGACAGAAGUGUAGAAGCUGCUUAUGUGGGGGUUGAAACCAAAACCAUCCAAAUGGAAGAAAGAAAUGUUUACUGUGGGACAUACAACAUCCUUGUAUUGAAUGAGAAUGAAGAUUCAAGCAGGGUGGCGCACUACAAUGGAGGGAAGAUGGUGGCCAUCGGCUCAAAGGACAGGCAGGUCCGCCUGCUGGAUCUGGCGAACGGCAAGGAGGUGCCUCCUCUCAUUCACGGCCAUGCGGGGAGCAUCCGGGCUGUGCUGCUGUGUGAAGAGAGAGGCUUUGUGAUCAGUGCCAGUUAUGAUCUGAGUAUCAGAUGCUGGAAUUUACAGACUGGAGCCUGUAUGAAGAUUUUCCGUGGCCACUUAGGGACAAUAAGUUGCCUUGAUUUACAUGGAAACAGACUGGUUUCUGGGGCCAAAGACUGCAAGGUCAAAGUGUGGAACUUGCUGACUGGGAAAAAUUUCACAAAGCUGAAGUUCAAGCACCAGGACCCCAUCCUGUGUGUGAAGAUUGAUAAGAGCUACGUGGUUAGUGGCUGCAGAAAGGGCCUGGUCAAGGUCUGGCACAUCGAGACCGGCUGUCUGAUGAAGACUGUGGAGGGCCACCAGGGUGCAGUGAAGUGCUUGUUCUUUGAUCAGUGGCACAUCCUGUCUGGGGGGUCAGACGGCUACAUCAUGGCCUGGAGCAUGAACAAAGAGUUCCAGAGGUGCCUUAUGGCUUUCAGGCACCCAAAGGAGGUGCAGUGUCUGGCGUUCCUCUACCUGCGGGUUGUCAGCGGCUGUGCAGACGGCAAGAUCCGGGUCUUCAACUUCCUGACGGGCGACUGCCUGCGGGUGAUCAAGGCCAACAGCCGGCAGAGCCCCGUCCUCUCCCUCGACAUCCACAGCAACAGCAUUGUGAUGAACACGAAGGCCAGUGUGCUGCUCUUCCAGUUUGCGGAAGUAAAGUGGGACUACUCCCUCACAGCAGAGGGAGAGUCGGACGCUGGGAAGGAUAAGGACCGGACCUGGCCCAGAGGCUCCGCCCUGAGGAAACACCCCUACCCUUACGUCCGUGCCCAGCGCAUGAAGAGGGUGGGGUCCACGAACAGGAAGAUCUACCACCGACAGGCGGAGGACAGGGAAGGCCCAGGCAGUGGCCUGUCUCACCAUGCCCGCAGCCUGUCCAGCCAGAGCAUGCACGCGGCACACAGUGUCCAGCGGGAGUCUAUGAGGCCUGCGAAAUGGAGUGAGCUUCCGAGCUACCGCCGGAGCACGGCCUACAUCGACCUGCAGCCGGAGUUCAUCGCCAAGCCGCCCUCUGCUUUGGAGCCUGGGAGGCCUGUCAGUGGCAGGAGCCCUGAGACUGGCAGCAGGGCUAGCCGGACACCAAAGAGACACAGCACUGCCAGUUCAGGAAAGCGAUCCAGCGGAGGUGGCGCGGAGGCCCAGCUGGCCCUGAGCAGGAGCGAGCAGUCUGUGCUGCAGCAGGUGAAGCAGAGAGGCCUGCAUCACCCCAUCAGCCCUGAGCACCUCCUUCUGGCGCUCGGCACGGCUCAUCAGGCCCAGAGGUCAGACCCAACCAGCAGCAACACGGUGCUCAAUGCCCGGGUCCGAGACGCCUGGGGUUCCCCUCCUGCCCCCCAGACAGCAGGGCAUGAAUCUGAAGCAACGAUAUCCCAGAAGGCUCCGCAGCCAAAAACAACGGACACCCGCAGUGCUCCGGUUCGCUUCCGGGAGGUGACAAAGAUCUACACUCCGCUGGUGAGCAAAGGGCUGGAUCUGAAGCUCAGACACUCUCUUCAUGGGCACAGCGUCAGGUCCAGCCUCCCCAGACCCGCGGUGGUGCGGCCACAGACGGGCACAGGCCCGGGGGAAGCUGGGGCACUCGAGACGGGCAGGAGGAGGCCGCAGACCUCGGGCAGCGCUGGCGCCCGCCAGGCGGGCAGCCUCAGCGCCACAGCGGAGCGGGGCGCCCCGAGGAUGCAGAGGAUGCUGCUGGGUACGCCCUGCUCCAGCCCGCAGAGACACGUGAGGUUCGAGCAGUGCCCCGCGGAAUCCGGCCCCAGCAAACACUACCCCGUGGACCCGUUCAGGGAGCACAGCGGUUUCAGGCUGCAGACGUUCACGCAGAGGCAGCAGAGCCAGCAGAAUCAGGCCCGGCAGCAUGAGGCGGCCCUCUCGCAGGAAGCCAGUGACAGGGACAAGCAGAGCAAGAGAGCCUGGCUCAUGAAAGUCAAGGGGCUGCCUAUUGGCGACUUCCUCAAGGAAGGACAGGUGUUUGCCCCCGAGCUGGGGCACGAUAGCUACAUAUGAGUCGGCCUGCCACUUUCAGAACUGGCUUUACUGGUGCCAGACAAGGUCCUGGCCGGACUAGAAAAGGAAUGAGAAAACGCAAAGUGAAUCCUUAAUAGGACAUGUGUUUCGCCAAUCAUGUGAUUACUCAACAGCUGCUUUUAUAAAGCCUCGAGUGGCAUUAGUGGCAAAUCAAAAUAAUAAUUCUAUAGGAAGACAGAAACAGAAAUGAACUUUCUAUUCGAAUGUAAAAGUAUAUUGACUGGCAACAUCAGUAUAAAUGUCAUUUUGUACAUGUGUCUUUGCAAACAAAUUCCACGAUCCAUAAAAGAAGUUUCCCCAUUGUUC
This is a messenger RNA of Lepisosteus oculatus (spotted gar), 3842 nucleotides long. It is a transcript of the gene fbxw10, whose product is annotated as F-box and WD repeat domain containing 10. NCBI's taxonomy places the organism in Eukaryota, Metazoa, Chordata, Actinopteri, Semionotiformes, Lepisosteidae. The record is from RefSeq and is a predicted model, not a curated record. Gene Ontology annotation, molecular function: protein binding.